UUCUAAGCCUACCCCUCUCCACGUGCAGGUUUCUUCAUCACUUCCCUCCAGCUCUCUUCCUCACGCGUAUAUCUUUCUUCUUGUUUUGUGUAUAAAGCAGAGAACCAAAGGUUCUUCACAUUCCCAAUGCUAUCUUCUUCCUCUGCCGUGAUUCAUCAUUGUAGCAGCAAGCUUGUAUUUAGAAGAGAGAGAGAGAAGAGGGACUGAGGAGAGGAGAUGGAGAAGUAUGAAGUGGUGAAGCAUUUAGGAGCGGGCAACUUCGGCGUGGCGAGGCUUAUGCGCCACAAGGACACUCAAGAGCUUGUUGCCAUGAAAUACAUCGAGCGCGGUCACAAGAUAGAUGAGAAUGUCGCCAGAGAGAUCAUUAACCACAGAUUGCUUCGCCACCCUAACAUCAUACGCUUUAAGGAGGUUGUGUUGACGCCGACUCAUUUGGCUAUAGUGAUGGAGUAUGCCGCUGGGGGGGAGGUCUUUGAUCGCAUCUGCAGUGCCGGUCGAUUCAGUGAAGACGAGGCCAGAUACUUCUUUCAGCAGCUCAUCUCUGGAGUUAACUACUGUCAUCACAUGCAAAUAUGUCAUAGGGAUCUGAAGCUGGAAAAUACGCUAUUAGAUGGAAGCCCUGCUCCGCGCUUGAAGAUCUGCGACUUUGGUUACUCUAAGUCAUCACUGUUGCAUUCAAGACCCAAAUCCACAGUAGGAACUCCUGCAUACAUCGCACCCGAGGUCCUUUCUCGCAAGGAGUACAACGGCAAGUUGGCAGAUGUGUGGUCAUGUGGAGUGACUUUGUAUGUCAUGCUGGUGGGUGCAUAUCCUUUUGAGGACCAGCAGGACCCCAAAAAUUUCAGGAAGACAAUUCAACAAAUUAUGGCCGUGCAAUACAAGAUUCCCGACUACGUUCAUGUAUCUCAAGAUUGCAGACACCUGCUGUCUCGUAUAUUUGUUGCAAAUCCAACAAGGAGGACUACAAUCAAAGAAAUCAAGAAUCAUCCAUGGUUCUUAAAGAACUUGCCGAGAGAACUAACGGAAACAGCUCAAGCAGCAUAUUACCAGAGAGACAACCAGAGCUAUUCUCCGCAAAGUGCGGAAGAAAUAAUGAAAAUAGUGGGAGAGGCAAGAAACCCACCUCCAAUAGCCAAGCCCACCAAAGAUUUUGGCUGGGGUGCCGAUGAAGAUGAGGAAGGCAAUGAAGACCUAGACGCAGAGGUUGAUGAAGAAGAAGAUGAAGAUGAAUAUGACAAAAGGGUUAAAGAGGCUCAUGCCAGCGGGGAGUUUCAGAUCAGUUGAGCAGCAGUCAGCACGGACGUUGGAAACUCAAAUGCAUCUGCAUAUCUCAAUCCUCACUUUCAAACUUCUAAAUGAAUAAUUUUCCGAGAGUGUACAAAUUGGCACUAAGAGGAGAAGAGAAAACUGUGUACCACUCUUCAAUCUCCUCAUUAAUAAUGUAUCUAGUCAAACUUCCUCCAAAGUA
Molecule: messenger RNA, 1468 nt
Organism: Rhodamnia argentea
Lineage: Eukaryota; Viridiplantae; Streptophyta; Magnoliopsida; Myrtales; Myrtaceae
Product: serine/threonine-protein kinase SRK2G
Exons: 10
Coding region: 217-1284 (355 amino acids)
Biological process (GO): protein phosphorylation; intracellular signal transduction
Molecular function (GO): ATP binding; protein serine/threonine kinase activity
Source: RefSeq, a predicted model, not a curated record